Molecule: messenger RNA, 1673 nt
Organism: Seriola aureovittata
Lineage: Eukaryota; Metazoa; Chordata; Actinopteri; Carangiformes; Carangidae
Gene: myd88
Product: MYD88 innate immune signal transduction adaptor
Exons: 5
Coding region: 138-1004 (288 amino acids)
Biological process (GO): Toll signaling pathway; positive regulation of canonical NF-kappaB signal transduction; defense response to Gram-positive bacterium
Cellular component (GO): plasma membrane
Molecular function (GO): Toll-like receptor binding; TIR domain binding
Source: RefSeq, a predicted model, not a curated record
AUCACUUCCUUGUUCUGUAGUUUAUGUAAACUGUGAGACAUUGUGGUGACUUGUCUGUUGUUACUAUGUUUCCUUUUUUCGUAUCCUAACUAAACGUCCGUCGUCUCACAGAGUUUUCCCCCUGAAAACUCUCUAACAUGGCUUGUGCUGAUUCAGAUCUCGACCUGGAGACGAUUCCUCUCAUCGCACUGAAUGUGACUGUGAGGAAAAAGUUAGGACUUUACCUUAAUCCUAAAAAUGCAGUUGCCGCGGACUGGACGGCUGUUGCAGAGGCCAUGGACUUCAGUUACCUGGAGAUAAAGAACUAUGAAUCGACGAAAAACCCCACCACAAUGGUUCUGGUCGACUGGCAGGCUCGCGCCACGGACGCGACGGUGGGAAAGUUGUUGUCAAUCCUGACGAAGGUGGAGAGGAAUGACAUUGUGGAGGAUCUUCAUUCUUUAAUACUUGAGGAUGUCAGGAGGUAUUGUGAGAGACAGAAGAAGGCGGCUGAUCCCCCACUUCAGGUUCCUGAGGUGGACAGCUGUGUCCCCCGCACCCCUGAGAGGAAUGGCAUCACCCUGGAGGAUGACCCAGAAGGUACUCCUGAGCUGUUUGAUGCCUUCAUCUGCUACUGCCAGAGUGACUUCCACUUUGUCCAUGAGAUGAUCCGGGAGCUGGAACAGACAGACUACAAGCUGAAACUGUGUGUGUUCGACAGAGAUGUCCUCCCAGGCUCCUGUGUAUGGACCAUCACUAGUGAACUCAUUGAGAAGAGGUGUAAGAGGAUGGUGGUGGUGAUUUCUGAUGAAUACCUUGACAGUGAUGCCUGUGACUUUCAGACCAAGUUUGCUCUCAGCCUCUGUCCUGGAGCCCGAAGUAAACGGCUUAUCCCGGUGGUGUACAAGUCAAUGACAAAGCCAUUCCCCAGCAUCUUGCGCUUCCUCACCGUAUGUGACUACACCAGACCAUGCACACAGGCCUGGUUCUGGAUACGGCUGGCCAAAGCUCUUUCACUGCCAUAAUUAUGGACCAGGCGGUUAAUUGUGUUUAAAAUGUUGGACAGUGGUCAAACAUUACAGGUUCAAGUGUUUGCUGUUGCUUUCGAUGCACAUCCUGCUGGCAUCUAAACCCACCUGUGACUUCCUGUGUGUUUAUGGUAUAUAUUGCAAUGCUAUUAUUUGUUCUUCUUUUGAAGAUGACACAGUUAUUUCUGAACUUUAUGAUUAUGAAACUCAAUCUAUAGUUCUCAUAAAGCACGCAGCCAUUAUUAUGUUGUUAAAAUUUCAAGAAUAACAGAGGUUGUGCAUGCCUGUCACUAUUCUGUAUUUAUGUGAGUAAUAAUGUCAAGGAUAACCUGUUUCUAUUUAGGGCAGCAUGUACUAAAUGCUCUGUAAAAGCUGUCUUCUUUUGCACUGGCCACUUCCUCUUAUGAGUAAACUUCUAGAUGAGAUUGAAGCCUAAAGAGGAAGACAUAUUGUGGUUGUGAUACUUCCCCAUAUUCAGUUUUAUCGUCUGCUAACAUCUGCUGUUCUCUCUCACUUUGCCUGUCACCAUGAUGUCUUUACAUUUGAUUUUGUAUUUUUGAUAGUCUUUUUGGUGACAGUUUUAUGAAAACAUGAAUUUAUUGUAGGCUACUUUUAAUAAAUGGUCUAAAUAUUGUUAUAUCAAAAAUAAAUGUGAUACACAUUAAA